This is a messenger RNA of Vigna unguiculata (cowpea), 2496 nucleotides long. The record is from RefSeq and is a predicted model, not a curated record. Lineage: Eukaryota; Viridiplantae; Streptophyta; Magnoliopsida; Fabales; Fabaceae.
AUGAGUGAGGAAUGGAGGUGCUUGAAGUUUGAGCGAGGACUCAAACAUGAGUUGAAGAAAGUAGUGAUGCCUCUGAGAGAGAGGAGAUUUCCGGUCUUGGUGGAACAGGCCAAGAGCGCCGAGCACUUGGAAAAGGGUCCUGAGAAGAAAAGUAUUGGCACGAAGAAACCAGCAGCAUCACCAGCAGAACGAGCUAGGGUUGCGGGCAAAGUCUUUGCCUUGACCACCACAGAGGCUACACAGUCGGGUAAUCUUAUCCUUGAACCUUGUAUGUUGUUUGGUAACAUAGUACUUGUGUUGUUUGAUUCUGGGGCAACCCAUUCUUUUAUUUCUAAUGUGUGCGUGGGGAGAUUGAGAUUGGUGACACGUGAUUUGGGAUGUGAGUUGCUUGUUUCAACUCCCUCCUCAGGUCAAAUGGCUACCAGUUCAGUCUGCGUUGGGUGUUCUAUGGAAGUGGCAGGUCGCAGAUUCAAGGUGAACUUGGUGUGCUUGCCUUUGUACGGACUGGAUGUAAUCUUGGGGAUGGACUGGCUGUCUAACAAUCACGUCAUAAUUGAUUGUGGACGACGCAGUUUGGUAUUCCUAGAAUAUGAAGGACUUGAGUUAAUCUUGGCUCAGAGGGCGAUAAACGAAGCAGAAGCCGGAGCCACCUGCUUUAUGAUAGUGGCUCAUGCAAAGAAGAAUAGUACCACCGAGAAGAUCAGUGUGAUUCCAGUUAUGGAGGAGUAUGCCGACGUAUUUCUAGAUGAAAUACCCGAGUUGCCACCGAGUAGGGAUGUGGAUUUCUCCAUUGAUCUCAUCCCUGGAGCUGGCCCAGUAUCCAUGGCGCCUUAUAGAAUGGCACUAGCGGAGUUGGCUGAGUUGAAGAAGCAAAUAGAAGAUUUGCUUGAGAAGAAGUUCAUUCGGCCGAGCGCAUCACCUUGGGGAGCACAGGUACUGCUAGAAAAGAAAAAGGAUGGCAGUUCGAGGUUGUGUGUUGACUACCAUCUUAGUCAAACCGGAGGAUAUGCAGAAGACGGCGUUCAGGUCACGAUACGACCAUUACGAUUUGUUGUCGUGUUCAUUGACGACAUAUUGAUAUACUUAGAGAGUCGGGAUGUACAUGCAGAUCAUCUGAGAGUGGUGCUAGGAAUUCUCAGAGAGCAUAAACUGUAUGGGAAGCUGUCAAAGUGUGAGUUUUGGUUGGAUGAGGUACAGUUCUUGGGCCAUGUAAUAUCAGCCCAAGGUAUAUCGGUGGAUCCAGCGAAGAUUGAAACAGUGGUGAAGUGGGAAAGGCCACAGAUGGUUACUAAGGUGAGGAGCUUCUUGGGUCUGGCAGGUUAUUACAGGCGGUUUGUGGAGGGGUUCUCCAAGCUGGUGAGUCCCUUAACUCAACUCACUAGGAAGGACCAACCUUUCUCUUGGACAGACGAGUGUGAGGUCUGUUUUGAGGAUAUGAAGAGGAGAUUGAUUACUACACCCAUAUUAGCUAUUCCUGACAUUGCCAAGACGUUUGAGGUAUACUGUGAUGCUUCAUACCAGGGUCUGGGUUGUGUGUUGAUGCAGGAGAAACGACCUAUUGCUUAUGCAUCUCGUCAGCUGAAGGUGCAUGAGAAAAACUAUCCUACACAUGAUUUAGAAUUGGCGGUGGUGGUUUGUGCUCUCAAAACAUGGAGGCACUACUUGUAUGGGGCACAAUUUCAGGUAUUCAGUGAUCACAAGAGCUUGAAAUACUUGUUUGAUCAGAAGGAAUUGAAUAUGAGACAAAGGCGCUGGAUGGAAUACCUGAAGGACUACGACUUUGAGCUGUUAUACCAUCCUGGUAAGGCUAAUGUCGUAGCAGACGCUCUGAGCAGGAAGAAAUCUCAUGUGUCUGCCAUGAUGAUUAAAGAGUUGGAGUUGAUCGAGAAAAUGCGAGAUAUGAAUCUGGUAUUAGAUAUGGAGACAGAUCACAUACGAUGCACCAUGUUGAGGAUCACUAAUGAGUUUUUAGACGAGGUCCGGGUGGAACAGGGUAAGGAUCAGGAGUUGCAGCAUAUCAUUAGUGAGUUUGGCACAGAGAAGAGAAAAGACUUCAGGAUGGGUAGGGACGACAUCCUACGACUCAGAGAGAGAGUGUGUAUACCCAGCAGUCGGUGGAAAUGGGACAACAUUUCCAUGGAUUUUGUUACUCAUCUACCGAGGUCAGCGAGGGGGCAUGAUUCUAUAUGGGUAAUAGUGGAUAGAUUCACGAAGUGCGCUCACUUUCUACCUAUUAAUCAGAAGAUGUCCCUAGAUAAGCUGGCAGAGUUGUACGUCACGGAGAUAGUCAGAUUACAUGGUGUGCCUAAGAGUAUCAUAUCAAAUAGAGAUCCGAGGUUUACCUCGAGGUUCUGGCAAUCGUUGCAGAACACUUUGGGCACUCAGUUGAGAAUGAGCUCGACAUAUCAUCCUCAGAUGGAUGGCCAGUCUGAGAGAACCAUACAGUCUCUGAAGGACUUAUUAAGAACGUGUGUUCUGGAUCACCUCGGGACUUAG